AUGGUGGAAGACAGUGGCACUGACGAGGAGAUCCCGUUGCCUAAUGUCAAGACGGCAAUCCUGUCCAAGGUGAUCGACUACUGCAAGUACCACAAGGACAAUCCACCUGAGGAGAUCCAGAAGCCUCUCAAGAGCACCAAUUUGGUCGAGUGUGGCGUGUCAGAGUGGGACAACGAGUAUGUCCUUUUCGAGCUGAUCCUUGCAGCCAACUACCUGGAUAUCAAGAGCCUCCUCGACCUGACCUGUGCAAAGGUUGCAUCCAUGAUCAAGGGCAAGAACACUGAGGAAAUCCGCAAGCAGUUCAACAUCGUGAACGACUUCACCCCAGAGGAGGAGGCGCAGGUUCGAGAGGAAAACCGCUGCGGUCUCAGUUCAAAGCCGGUGGAGCCUCUCGACGCAAGAAGCGACAAAGCCAAGGUUGGUGUGAAGAUGCUUGAGUGA
Symbiodinium sp. CCMP2456 is the source of this 441-nucleotide messenger RNA. NCBI's taxonomy places the organism in Eukaryota, Dinophyceae, Suessiales, Symbiodiniaceae. The record is from the annotation of a GenBank genome assembly.